GGAAGGAUGUCUAUGAUUCAUUACGUCUGUAUCCAGAAACCAAUCAAGCAUCCAACAUGAAGUUCGCAUUCGCCUUCGUUCUGAUCGCUCUGUUCGCGGUGAUCGCCGUCUCCCAGGCUAUGCCCCAGCCUGAGGAGGCCGCCGCUUCUAGCAACGAUGGAACCAGCGCUAACACCAGGAUCGUGCUGGAGCUUACCCCGGAGGAGGCCGCCGCAGCUCAGGCAAUGGGAGGCCGUGGAUUCUGGUCAAUCUUUAUGGGCAGUGUCAAGAAGGUCAUCACCAUCGGUUGUGAUCUGAUUGACUGCCAGAAGAAACAAUAAGUAAUAAUAAAUGCUGAGUAAAACAUACAACAA
This is a messenger RNA of Anopheles gambiae (African malaria mosquito), 353 nucleotides long. RefSeq lists its product as uncharacterized. The record is from RefSeq and is a predicted model, not a curated record. The transcript has a single exon. The coding region runs from base 57 to 320 and encodes 87 amino acids. Lineage: Eukaryota; Metazoa; Arthropoda; Insecta; Diptera; Culicidae.